GUUUCGAGGUUUUCAAUGGACACGCAGCUACUGAAAUCACGUGGAAAAUCUGGACUGAACCUCUGGAAGUCCUUUCCUCUUCACCAUCGAAGGUCUCCUGUUAUGUCGCCUCUGCUUCCCCCGAUGCUCUCCGUCCCGGAGAAGAAGACGGCCGCCGCCGAGCUCUUCCGCGACCGCCACUUCUUCAACUCCGCCUUCUUCACCGACCUCCGCGACGCCCGCGCGUCCCUCUCCGCCGGGAACCCCCAAACCCAGCCCCCCACUUCCAGCCGCGCCCUCCUCCUCCGCUACCAUCGCCUCCUCUCCUCCGCGCGCGAAGACCCCCUCGCCUUCGACGAUAAUCUUGCGUUCACCUGGCACGACGCUUUCAGGUCCCACCUCAAGCACACCUCCGCCUCGCUCCGAUUCGAGAAGGCGGCCGUCGUGUUCAACGUCGGCGCGGCCUCCUCGAGGAUCGCGGCGGCCGUGGACCGGACGGUGGAAGGCGGGGUCAAGGAGGCGUGCGGGGAGUUCCAACGCGCUGCGGGGGCGUUCCGGGCGGUGGGUGAGAUGAUGGAGGGGGAGGAGGGGACGGUGGAUAUGGGCCCGGAGGCCGCGGCGAUGCUUGAGCAGCUCAUGCUCGCUCAGGCGCAGGAGUGCUGCUUUGAGCGCGCUCUUUCUGCGGGGACGUCGCCGGCGGCGUGCUCCAAGGUGGCCAGACAGGCUGCCUUGUACUAUGAAGAAGCUUAUGCUGCACUGGCCAUCCCUCCACUGCAGAACCACUUUGAAAGAUCAUGGUUAUCACAGAUCCAGUUGAAGGCUGCUCAAUUCAAUGCAGAAGCUUGCUAUAGAUAUGCCAUUGAACUGCAUGGGAAGAUGGAAAUUGGUGAGGAGAUAGCUCGACUACAGGUUGGGAUUAAAGCGGUUGUUGAUGCAAAGCGAACUGCCAGGGGAGCCCCUGGAUCCCUGUACGAUUGUGUUUCCAAAUUAGAACAAGAUAUGAACCGGAACUUGGAGAAGGCAGUGAAUGAGAACAACCGCAUCUAUCUAAUGCGAGUCCCAGCAGCCCAAUUGUUAGCUCCUCUGCCAUCAGCUUCACUUGUCCGGUCUGUGUCCAAGAGUGAGAUCUUAGAUGCAAAGGCAGAAGCUGGCCAUCAAUCCUUAUAGGUUCUUGCUGCAGGAAUUGUCGUACUUCUUCGUGUUCAUCUGCAUAAGCCAUUUCAGACUUUUAGUCAGGGUAUCUCCAACAGGGUACUAGUAAUGGUACUAAUCUUCUCUCUCGUAUCUUUUGUGCUGAUGUGGAAGGUAAAGAUGUGGUACUAGUUUCUUGCAGUAGUAACUACUUUGGCACAAGAAUCAAUGUUUUAAAAAGAAAAAUAGACUGAGAAGAGUAUGACUAGUGGACCCAAACCAAAAAGUUGUCUUGGGAGAACUCCGAUCCAUAUUAUAUUCAUGUAUAUGUGCGUAAAAAACGUUUAAAUACAUGUAAUAUUUCGACAAUUAAUAUGAAUCGGAAAGAGUAAUUAAAAA
Molecule: messenger RNA, 1509 nt
Organism: Brachypodium distachyon (stiff brome)
Lineage: Eukaryota; Viridiplantae; Streptophyta; Magnoliopsida; Poales; Poaceae
Product: vacuolar-sorting protein BRO1
Exons: 3
Coding region: 16-1146 (376 amino acids)
Biological process (GO): protein transport to vacuole involved in ubiquitin-dependent protein catabolic process via the multivesicular body sorting pathway
Cellular component (GO): endosome
Source: RefSeq, a predicted model, not a curated record